Messenger RNA from Aspergillus wentii DTO 134E9, 336 nucleotides. Its product is annotated as putative C2H2 finger domain protein. The transcript has 3 exons. Bases 1 to 336 code for a protein of 111 amino acids. Lineage: Eukaryota; Fungi; Ascomycota; Eurotiomycetes; Eurotiales; Aspergillaceae. The record is from RefSeq and is a predicted model, not a curated record. Gene Ontology annotation, molecular function: nucleic acid binding; zinc ion binding.
AUGGGUGCUUUGCGAAGAGUCAAGACUAAGCGCAUGACGAGAGGUUACGAUCAAGUCCGAGAAGACAUCGACUCUCCCAAGCACCUUGCGCAAUACAAAGCCACCAAAGACGCAGAGGACCUUCCUGGUCUAGGAAAACACUAUUGUGUUGAAUGCUCAAAAUGGUUUGAAAGCGAAUACAACCUGGUCGCCCAUACCAAGGGUAAAAACCACAAACGAAGACUCCGGUUGUUGCGAGAGGAACCGCACUCACAAAAGCUGGCUGAGGCCGCCGUUGGCUUGGGAACUGAUAAUGGCGUACGGCAACAAGAGUCGGUCGUCGACAUGGAGGAUUAG